This is a messenger RNA of Prunus armeniaca (apricot), 891 nucleotides long. The record is from the annotation of a GenBank genome assembly. NCBI's taxonomy places the organism in Eukaryota, Viridiplantae, Streptophyta, Magnoliopsida, Rosales, Rosaceae.
AUGUGUGCAACGAUGUCGUUAAUGGUGAAAUCGGUCUUAGCAUCAAUGGCUUACGCCGUCUUUUCACCGCUUCAUUCGUUGAAGCCCUCAACAGUUUUAACGAGAAACAGUCGUCGAGCCCUGCCGCUCUGUUGCUCUGGCUCGAGCACCCCCGCCUCCAUGUCUACGCCUCCGCCGCCAAUUUCGACGGCUAGCACAGGUACGGCGCCGCCGGUUGUAAGGAGGAGGAUGAGGUACAGGAAGCAGUACCCGGGAGAAAGCAAAGGCAUCACUGAGGAGAUGAGGUUCGUCGCUAUGAGGCUCCAGAACAAUAGUUCAGAAUCAGAUGUUGAUGGUGAUGGGGGUGAGGCGGAGACUUGGCGGCCCAGUGUGGAAGGGUUCCUCAAGUAUUUGGUGGACAGCAAGCUCGUCUUUGACACCGUCGAGCGCAUUGUGGAUGACUCAAACGACGUCGCUUAUGCCUAUUUCAGGAAGACUGGAUUGGAAAGGUCAGAGGGUCUUUCUGAAGAUCUUGAGUGGUUUAAACAACAGGGUAUGGUGAUUCCAGAACCCAGUAGUCCAGGAGUUUCUUAUGCCAAGUAUUUGCAGGAGCUUGCAGACAAUUCUGCUCCAUUGUUCCUCUGCCAUUUCUACAACAUCUACUUUUCACAUAUAGCUGGUGGUCAGGUCAUUGCAAGACAGGUAUCUGAGAAGCUCCUGGAAGGAAGGGAGUUGGGAUUUUACACAUGGGAAGGGGAUGUACAAGAGUUACUGAAAGGUGUUCGUGAGAAGCUCAACAAGCUUGGAGAGCACUGGACUCGAGAUGACAAAAACAAAUGCUUAAGAGAAACAACGAAGUCAUUCCGGUAUUUGGGGCAGAUAGUUCGUUUGAUCAUCUUAGAGCUCAAGUAA